Molecule: messenger RNA, 423 nt
Organism: Medioppia subpectinata
Lineage: Eukaryota; Metazoa; Arthropoda; Arachnida; Sarcoptiformes; Oppiidae
Source: the annotation of a GenBank genome assembly
AUUAUCAGACACUUGGAUGUCCUCCACUUUGUGGCGCAACGAAUAUGUAUGUGUCGGUCGCCGAAGACCGAAGAACAGGAGGACAUUGUUUCGAUGCAGAGGAACGCAGAAGUUCUGGAGUUCUUCGAGGACUUCUACGCCGGCUUUCUUCAGAUUCUGCUCCAACUCUACAUACUUUUGCUUCAAUUGGCAAAAACAGACGGAUUCGAGACCAAAGUUUUGAUCGGUGAGCUGAUCGGCUCCGGGCUAUGCGUACUGUCGAUGAUGAUAGCCGUACGGCGUCGAGACGACGGCCCCCUCACCGCUGUCCUCUCAUUCGUCGGUUGGCUCUCACUGUUCGUCUCGCGUGUCAUUGUCUUCUCGCUCAUCGGUUCCGUGAUUGGCAUAUAUGUCAUAAUACUGGCGCUCAUACACGCCGUGUCC